This is a messenger RNA of Boleophthalmus pectinirostris (great blue-spotted mudskipper), 3919 nucleotides long. RefSeq names its product eukaryotic translation initiation factor 4E nuclear import factor 1 (gene eif4enif1). Gene Ontology annotation, molecular function: mRNA binding. Gene Ontology annotation, cellular component: cytoplasm; nucleus. Bases 401 to 3229 code for a protein of 942 amino acids. Gene Ontology annotation, biological process: negative regulation of translation. The transcript is spliced from 19 exons. The record is from RefSeq and is a predicted model, not a curated record. NCBI's taxonomy places the organism in Eukaryota, Metazoa, Chordata, Actinopteri, Gobiiformes, Gobiidae.
GGCACGGCGUAAGCUUUCGCAGGACCUUCUUAAAGCGGUGAUCAGAGGAAAAAUUCUGCUACGACUUAGAAAUUAGAGAAAGACCAGGCUAUUAUCAGAGAUUAUAGUGUCCGUGUGAGAAUUAUUUUGUUUUUGGACUUGUGUCCUUGUUUUAAGUUGCCAGAGUUUCGUGUGUGUUUGCUAACUUUUCUGUAAAAACUCAUCCGGCUUCAUAUUUGGUACUCUCCGGGUGGGCAUUAUCCCAUUCCCAGCAGUUAGCUGGCUAGCUCUGGUGCUAGGUUAGCCAGCUGGCUAAGAAGAGCUGUACCUGUCGGCAUUCAUAACUUGUGACACAUAGAUUUGCUGCUGGAACUAGUAGGUAUUGGGCCAAAAGUUGUCUGUGCCGGUUUACGAUUCAGCCAUGGACGGCGAGACUUGUGUGGAGCAGAGAAAUGGAGACGCCGCUGUGGACCUAGUCAAGCCAGCAGCUUCAUUCAGAUACAGCAAGGAGGAAUUGCUUGAAAUCAAGGAAUUGCCAAUCUCCAAUGAAAGGCCUGAAUGCCUCUCUGAAAAAUAUGACAGUGAUGGUGUCUGGGAUCCUGAAAAGUGGCAUGCUUCUCUGUACCCCUCGUCAGAGCGAAGCUCUCCAGUAGAAGGUUUUAAGAAGGACUACGGAGAUGAUAGAGUUCCUCUAAAACGAAGAAUCCCAGAUCCUCGUGAGCGCUUAAAGGAAGAUGAACUGGAUGUGAUUCUGAGUCCUCAGCGACGCAGCUUUGGAGGUGGCUGUCAGGGAAAUUCUGCACCCUUGUCCCAUAUGAGACGGCCAAUCAGCCCUCUGGAAAAUAAGGAGAAUGAGAGUCUUCGUCUUGGAGGAGCUCGUAGAAUUGGCAGUGGCCGCAUAAUUGCUGCUCGAGCAUUUGAGCGAGAACCACGUAUGGAAAAGGAGCGGGAAAGGGAGAGAGACUUCAAGGAUAAGAGAUUCAGGAGAGACUUUGGGGACAAACGUGUGUUUAGUGAGAGAAGACGGAAUGACUCUUAUGCAGAAGAGGAGCCAGAAUGGUUUUCUGGGGGACCUACGAGCCAGUCUGAAACAAUUGAGCUUAUUGGGUUUGACGAUAAAAUGUUGGAGGAUGACAAACGCAAGUCCAGAAGGUCAAAGAAAAAGACAGAAUCAGUUAAAGAAGUUGAAUGUAAUGGUGGGCAAGCUGAGGAGCCAGGUGUGGUUUUACAAUCUACAGCUGAUCAGGAGGUUCCCCACACGGAUGUACUUCCAGAACAGUCAGCAGGAGACUUUGACUUCAAUGAGUUCUUCAAUUUGGAGACCAUGCCAGGACUGGCAUCUAUGAUCGAAGAUGUUCUUGGGGAGGGCCCUGUGUCUGCAAGCCGUUUCAGUCAGUGGUUUUCAAGUAACUUGAGUCCUUCAGGCAGCCGCUCCAGCAGCCUUCGGUCCACUCCUCAUGAGGAAUUGGAAAGAUUAGCGGGGCUUGACCCAAACCAUGGACCUGCGCCAUACUUUACACCUAUUCCAUCAGAUUGUAAAGAAAAGGUUGACAUCCUGGAGAUGCUGCACAAAGCCAAAAUUGACUUGAAGCCGCUGCUUUCAACACUCUCUGUCAAUAAGGCACGCCUUCAGGAAAGCAGUCACACCGGAGUGGUGCUGUCGCUAGAAGAGGUCGAGGGAGAGAUGAAGGGGAUGAAGAUUGGACCUGAAGCACAGGCACGAAAAGUACCAACUCCACCUCAAGGCAAUGGGACCCCUUUUAUGGCUGAACAUUUGGAGGAGGCACUAACGGGUGGCUCUGGUUCACGGCCAAGAUCAAGGGACACAGACAUGUCUGCUUUUAAUAAACUUGUUAGCAGCAUGAAGGCAAGUGGAACUCUUCCGGUCCACCCCAAAACCAACUCAAAUAAUAAAACACCCGAACAAUCUAUGGUUAGUUUGACUGACUCUCAAGUGCCAGGAGAACAGCAGAAAAACAUAUUCCAGGAGCUCCUAGGAGGUCCUUGUAAUAGUUCCCCCACAUUACUUGGUAAUCUCCUGGGUCACACUGAAGGUCCAGCCUCCUCUGCUCUCCUGCAAGGACUCCUGCACAAGAAUCCGUCUCCUCCCCUCUUUCCACAUAGGACCACCUCACCCGAUUACUUCAACAGCCGAAUGCAAACCUCUGGAGGAUUUCCAGUGGGUUCUCAGCCUAUACUGUCUGAACAGUUUGCAGAAAUGCACAGAGCAAUCAGCCCAGAAUCUGCUGCUCAACAGAUGAGGGCACCAUUGCCUGUGAACAAGGCAGACCUAGAUGAACUUGCGUUCCAGCAGGACCUUGCCCUUCACACCCACCACUCAUUCCAGUCUGGCUACAAGGCUCCACAGGACAGAUCGUAUAGAAACCGACGCAUAAACCGUUCCCCUGGCCCUCAGCCUGCAGGCAGGAACUCUCCCAACAAUGCUGUCACAAGCAUGUUGUCUCCAUCUUUUACUCCCACUUCUGUGAUACGGAAAAUGUAUGCAACAAAAGAUAAAAGCAGAGAUGAGCCAGGAAGUCGUUCUGAGAGCAAAGAUGAGCCAUCCACUGCUGCUCACUCCCAAACGGAUAAUGGUGUGUCAAACUCCUAUCCAGAAACAGCAGAUGGGACACACCCUUUGUCUGGGAAGGGUGGCUUUGCGCCACAGUCCUCACAGUCGAGUAAGGACCAGGACCGGCUCCGGCCAAGUGGGCACCACCUGCCCAAUGUGUGUCCUCAGGGUCCCACCUCAUCCUUCCCUCGACCUGUCUACCCAGUCCCUUUGAUCCCUCAUGUACCCAUGGUCCGCCCCCCUCCACAACUCCAUCCAAAUGUGGUUCAGCGAAUGCUGGCUCAGGGCAUCCAACCUCAGCAACUUGGUCCAGCUCUUAUGCAAGCAGGUAUAAUUCCACCUCACAUGGAUAUAGCACAACUUCAAGGCUUGCCUCCUGCCCUGCUUGCCCCUCCACUGUAUCCUCUUAAUGCAGCAGGCCAUCCACUGCUACCUCCCAGACCUAAUGCUCAGAUGCAGUUUGCUGCAAUGCAACCACUUCAACAGCAAAGACAGAUGCAUCCUGGAGGACCCCAGUCUCAAAACCAGGGACCUCAUCGGACCAGCAGCUCACAGCGACAUGGAGGCAGUCCACCCUUGGGCCUUGCAAAAUGGUUUGGAUCCGAGGUGCUCGAGCAGCCGCUGCCGUCCAUGCCUGCCAAAGUCAUAAGUGUUGAUGAGUUGGAGUUUCGACCGUGACCCAUUACACACUGCUGAACACCCCAGCUUCAUCUCGUUUCUGGAAAAAUGUGAACUUUACUUUGAAAGAGUGCACAGACCUGGACAGUCUAACGCUUUGUCUUCAAUCUCAUUGUCACUGCUUUUUAAGAGGUUUAUUUUCAGAGAAGGGAAGAGUCAUUUGUUUUCCAGCUGAGUGAAUUUUUUUCUUUUGUAUGAGACUUUACAUGAAAAUCUUGAAGUAAAUAAUGUGUAUAAGCCCAAUUGUACAUAAUAAGGGAAAGAUUAUUCUCCUUGUACAUAGUGUUUUUUUGUUUUGUUUUUUGAGGAGUGGGAAAUAUGUAAGUAAACUGCAGUACAGCUAAAUUGGAGAGACAAAAUUGUAGCUUUCCUUUGUCCAACUAGUAAUUCCCAAGCUGCUAAGAGAGGCCCACUGUUAAAGAAGUGCUUGUCUAGUCAUUUAAAUAUAAUCUACCCUUAUGGCAUGGCUGGUGGGCUUUUCUGAUGACGUGACUGAGCUGGAGCUUCGAGUGAACUCCAUGGGAAGCAGUGACUGCUGGUUGUGCCUUUCUUUUUGUUUUCUGUAAAUUGUCUCCCAUUCAGCCCUUCACUCAAGAGCAGCCAAGCUCAGAGGCUGGUUGGGAGUCAGUUUGUUCUGUGCUAUUUAUUUAAGAAAGCACAAAAUAGAUAAAUAAACUGAGUAAUAACUAA